CAAUCAUCGCGGCAUAUAUGCGUUGAUAAGAGUGGACUACGCUUUAAGAUAUAACUUUUAAGGUAUAAAAUUAGUAAACACUCUCAAUUGUUAGGUAAUAUUUGUCUUAGACUUCUCCCGUGCUUAAAGAAUCAACGUUCCUGAAUGGGUGUUAAGCUGAUUUUGUUGGUGUUUGGAUGUAUAAUAACCUUGGUCGCAUCAGUUUAUUAUGAAGACUGUGGUGGACAUGGAUUCGUUGUUGAAAGUGUUGAGGUAGAGGGAUGUUCUACAUCACCUUGCUUGAUUAAUGUGGGGACAUCAGUAACUGUAACAGUCAACUCGGUGAAUACAGAUACUAGCUUUGCUGCUCUUCUCGGGGAAGCCUAUAUUGUGCAAUUAGGUUAUGCAUGGGGAUUGAAAGUUACCCCUAAUGAUAUAUGUCUUCAUUGGGGAGGGUGCCCUUUAAGUGAAUCUGCCACAAGAAAAUAUUCCGGAGAUGUUUAUUUUAAUAGUACAUUAUUAAGAAGACGAGGUCAUCUCAGGUUGACUGCAAAGUAUGAAGACGGAAAUGAUUUUGAACUUGCAUUUUGCGUUCGGAUUCCAGUAAAUCUUAUAUAAAAAUUGUUUAUUUUUGCAUAUUGACAAAAAUUAUUGCAAUAUAUGUAAUAAUAUUGAAUCAUGACGAUUAUCAAAACAUGUUUUUAUCGUAAUUUUAUUUGUAGGUAUUACAUUUAUUUAUACAAUAAAUAUAAAAAAUAAAUUGGAGUACUAACACCA
Messenger RNA from Anoplophora glabripennis (Asian longhorned beetle), 756 nucleotides. Its product is annotated as epididymal secretory protein E1-like. The transcript is spliced from 4 exons. NCBI's taxonomy places the organism in Eukaryota, Metazoa, Arthropoda, Insecta, Coleoptera, Cerambycidae. The coding region runs from base 145 to 597 and encodes 150 amino acids. The record is from RefSeq and is a predicted model, not a curated record.